Helianthus annuus (common sunflower) is the source of this 744-nucleotide messenger RNA. RefSeq lists its product as uncharacterized. Lineage: Eukaryota; Viridiplantae; Streptophyta; Magnoliopsida; Asterales; Asteraceae. The record is from RefSeq and is a predicted model, not a curated record. The coding region runs from base 39 to 635 and encodes 198 amino acids. The transcript has 2 exons.
GAUAAGUCUUAUCUAGUUAUUUCAGUUAGUGUUUUGCAAUGGCUGCUGCUGCCUCACCCAUUUUCUAUCUCCACCCAUUCAAAACCACUCUGACUCCAUCCCUUCACAAACACAAACCCAUCUCCAUCAAAUGCACCUUAGAUCAGCCACCAGACUUCCCCUCACCGGACGACUCCGCCACCACAAGCCCGGAGACCUUCCCCAUCGAGAAACGCCGGCGAUCCGAAAUCAUCCGAGACCGAAAAUCUAAAGGCCUUGUAAAACCCGAACCACCCAAUUUUGAAAUCGGAUGGAAGCGAACGGUGCCGAUUCCGUUGGAGAAGCCUACAGGGUAUGUGAUUAUGGAUUUUCUUGAGAAGUUGGAGGAGUUGAUGGAUAAGGAGUACGGAUCGACCGCCUUGUUAGCCAAGGUAGGGGAGAUAGUGGCGGAGAGAGCGAGAGAGGAGGCGGAGGUGUUGCGAGAUGACGGGAAGGUGGAGGACAGGAUGGUGACGGAGCUGUUUCGGGUUUUGAAGCUCAUGGAAAUGGAUUUGGAGAUGGUGAAAGCUGCUGUGAAAGAAGAGACAUUGAAUGAGAGGAUUCAACAGGCUAAAGCCAGGUGCCGACAGGCCAUUCUUGUUGCUAAUUCCUUUUGAUAAUAUUAUUCUACGUGACAUUCGUUAUAAAAAGUUAUCACUAGAGUUUAAUGUUACAUGAUUAAGCCUAAAGUUAUUUUGUGUAUUAUUAUAUUAUCAUCCUUACACC